AUGGUCGAAGCCCCUGGGCACGUUCGGCAGAUGGUCGAAGCCCCUGGGCACGUUCGGCCUUCCGACAGAGCCUGUUAUUCCGAUGAGCUCGUGUUCCGUGCUCCCCUGGUGUUGAGCAAAGCAGGAGACGUCCGUGAGGAGUUUGAGAACCAACUCCGGCAGUACGAGGCAGAGGAGAGCUUGAAGGAGGAUGAGGAGGCGGCCAGGGCGGAGAUAAUCCAGAUCAUCCUGGCGGAGGGGGAGCAGGACAAGCAGCAGACGGACAGGAAGAAGCCGGCCAUGGCGGAGCAGCUGCCCAGGAAACGCAGUCGCGAAUUUAACGCCGACAACAUGUCUGACUCGGAGAACGAGGAGCCGGUGAAACGAGUGGCGUCGAGGCAGCGGGGGAUAAUGGUCAACGGCAAACUGAACGCCAAUGGUACCAGCCGCUUCUCGAGGGCGCUGGGUGGCAACUCGGAGGAGACCCGCAGCACAAGCACCCCCAUGGAAAACAGCCAGAGCCGCAGGGCAGCGGGCCGCAGUGACAGCGCCACCAAGGGCCCUGUGACCGCCCUCGGCACCAACACCCCCAACAUCCUGUCGUCCUCUGAGAACAGCCGGCCCAACUCGGCUCCGGACCUGACGGUGGACAAGCAGGCGCUGCCGGACGGGGUACCGUUGGACCGGUGCAAGAUUGAGCGGUCGACCAGCCCCGACAGCAACGACAGCAUCUCGGAGGAGCUGAACCACUUCAAGCCCAUCAUGUGCUCGCCCUGCACGCCCCCCAAGAAGCUGGCAGACGGCAGGCUGCUGUCACCACGCAUCAUCAGGUCCACACCCAGGAACUUGCUCAGCCCCCUGCACAAGGCGGCCACCACCUACGAAGUCAGCCCGCACCUGCUGGAGAAAUGGGGGCAGAUCCUGGUGGAUCGGCACAUGGAGACCAAGGGCACCGUCACAUUGGAGGGGGAGGAAUGUUCGGGGCGUCUGGUGCCCGAGUGCGAUCCAACCACCGGCGCCUGCCGUUCCCGGCCCCUCUCCCGCGCCUCCGCCGGCCCCAUGGACUGCUCGGACUUUGCCGAGGUCCCGGACUCGGCGGCGGAGGAGGAGUGCGAAGAGGCAGAGUGCAGCGCCGGGGCCAGCCCGCCGGGGCCGCCGAAGGAGAACGGGAGCGGCACGUGCCCGAACAGCGAGCGGCAGUCGCUGGGCCGCGGCGGCAAGAAGAGGGGCCACAAGAACGCCUGCCCCUCGCCCCAGUCGCGAAACAGCCGCAAGAGGCACCGCAAGACCAAGCACGCCGCAGCCGCCGCCACCACCGCCGCCACGGCGACCGGGCCCGACAAACGCAUCCGCCUCAGCCCCGCCUCGCUCAACAACGUGGCCCAGUCGCAGCAGCAGGAGGAGGAAGACCGCAAGAUGGCGAACCGGCUGCAGCGGAAGUUCGACCAGGAACGUAGCUCCGUCAACCGCAGGAAGGGCAGUAAGGACAGCUACCCGCUGCGGACAAAGGUCAUCUCCAACGCCGAGUAGCGGGGCCGCCCUCCGCCCCUCGCUCCACCCUGUAGCCACCGCAGGAAAAUACAGCCCUUCACCAUGCAC
Molecule: messenger RNA, 1578 nt
Organism: Amblyraja radiata (thorny skate)
Lineage: Eukaryota; Metazoa; Chordata; Chondrichthyes; Rajiformes; Rajidae
Gene: rnf169
Product: ring finger protein 169
Exons: 6
Coding region: 1-1509 (502 amino acids)
Biological process (GO): double-strand break repair
Cellular component (GO): site of double-strand break; nucleus
Molecular function (GO): ubiquitin-protein transferase activity; nucleosome binding
Source: RefSeq, a predicted model, not a curated record